Messenger RNA from Lasiodiplodia theobromae, 2193 nucleotides. Its product is annotated as ABC transporter protein. The record is from RefSeq and is a predicted model, not a curated record. Gene Ontology annotation, biological process: transmembrane transport; intracellular iron ion homeostasis. Gene Ontology annotation, cellular component: mitochondrial inner membrane. Gene Ontology annotation, molecular function: ATP binding; ATP hydrolysis activity; ABC-type transporter activity. Lineage: Eukaryota; Fungi; Ascomycota; Dothideomycetes; Botryosphaeriales; Botryosphaeriaceae. The coding region runs from base 1 to 2193 and encodes 730 amino acids. The transcript is spliced from 6 exons.
AUGCUAACUCGACAGCUCCUGCGGAGCGCCUGCUCUGCCCCGCGCUGCCAUUCCUUCCACGCGUCGCACACGAGCGCCCCGCAGCGCUGCCCUCCGACACUUCCCCGUCGCUCUCUCUCGCCCCUCUCGCCGUAUGUGCGCGUCUUCGCAACUGCUCCGCGCCAUCGCAAAGAUGAUCCCAGAAUACAAACACUCGAAGCCAAUGGCGCGAAGAAGGUUGAAGGCGCGCAAACGGUUCUGAAGCCCGAGGUGGUACAGAAGGCAGCGCCGGCGGUGCCGGGUUCAGGCGUCAAGAAUGACCCGCUGCUGGCAGAAAAGACGGUGUCGAACAAGGAGCAACGCAAGGCAGACUGGGCCAUCAUGAAGGAGAUGUCGCGCUACUUGUGGCCGAAGGACAAUCUCGGAACCAGGCUGCGGGUCGGCCUCUCGGUAGCUCUGCUCGUCGGUGCAAAGGUCUUGAACGUGCAAGUUCCUUUCUAUUUCAAGAGCAUUGUAGACGCCAUGAAUAUUGAUUUCGCGGCCCUUGGGGGCACCGCCACCACCGUUGCUGGGUCUAUGAUCAUUGCGUACGGCGUGACCCGUAUGGGUGCCACUCUUUUCCAAGAACUCCGUAACGCCGUCUUCGCCAGUGUUGCCCAGAAAGCCAUCCGCCGAGUCGCUUGCAGUGUCUAUGAGCACCUUUUGAAGCUUGACCUGAACUUUCACCUUUCUCGCCAAACUGGAGGCUUGACUAGAGCCAUUGACCGCGGUACCAAGGGCAUCAGCUUCCUUCUUACCUCUAUGGUCUUCCACAUCCUCCCCACGGCUCUCGAGAUCUCUAUGGUUUGCGGUAUCCUCACCUAUCAAUAUGGUGCCAAAUUUGCGGCCAUCACCGCCGCCACCAUGGUUGCAUACACCGCGUUCACCAUUACCACCACCUCCUGGAGAACAAAGUUCCGGAAGCAGGCCAAUGCUGCUGACAACAGGGCUGCUACCGUCGCUGUUGACUCGCUGAUCAACUACGAGGCUGUGAAGUACUUCAACAAUGAGAAAUUCGAGGUCAAGCGCUACGACAAGGCCCUCCAGUCCUACGAACAAGCCUCCAUCAAGGUCGCCACCUCGCUCGCCUUCCUCAACUCUGGUCAGAACAUCAUCUUCUCCUCGGCGCUGACGGCCAUGAUGUACCUGGCAGCCAAUGGCGUAGCGACGGGCAACCUCACAGUCGGCGACCUGGUCAUGGUCAACCAGCUCGUCUUCCAGCUCUCGGUGCCUCUCAACUUCCUCGGCUCCGUCUACCGCGAGCUGCGCCAGUCGCUGCUCGACAUGGAAACGCUCUUCAACCUGCAGAAGGUCAACGUCGCAGUCAAGGACGCGCCCAACGCGAAGCCCCUCGCCCUCUCCCCCUCCGGCGCCGGCGCCACCAUCCGCUUCGAGAACGUCACCUUCGGCUACCGCCCCGACCGCCCCAUCCUGAAGGACCUGAACCUGACCAUCCCGGCCGGCAAGAAGGUUUCGAUCGUCGGCCCCUCCGGCUGCGGCAAGUCGACCAUCCUGCGCCUGCUCUUCCGCUCCUACGACGUGCAAGAAGGCCGCAUCACCAUCGACGGCCAGGACGUGCGCGACGUUCAGAUCGACUCGCUCCGCCGCGCCGUCGGCGUCGUGCCUCAGGACACCCCGCUCUUCAACGCCUCCAUCAUGCACAACAUCCGCUACGGCAACGUCGACGCGUCGGACGACGAUGUCCGCGCUGCUGCUCGCCGCGCGAAGCUCGACGAGGUCAUCGCGAAGUUCCCCGACGGCUACGAGACGACCGUCGGCGAGCGCGGAAUGAUGAUUUCGGGCGGCGAGAAACAGCGCCUCGCCGUCAGCAGGCUGAUCCUGAAGGACCCGCCGCUGCUGUUCUUCGACGAGGCGACGAGUGCGCUCGACACGCAUACCGAGCAGGCCUUGCUGCAAAAUAUCAAUAGCGUCAUCAGGGAGAAGAAGCGGACCAGCGUGUUCGUCGCGCACCGCCUCAGGACGAUUUAUGAUAGCGAUUUGAUCAUCGUGCUCAAGGAUGGAAAAGUCGUCGAGCAGGGGACGCAUGAUAAGUUGGUGGAUACGGGCGGGUUGUACAGCGAGUUGUGGAGCGCGCAGGAGACGCUGUUCGUGGACGGUACGGAGCAGGCGGAGAAGAAGGAGGAUGGGAAGGAGAAGGAGAAGGAGAGGAAGUGA